AAAAAAAUGGUUUGAACGAGGUGGCAAGAAAAUCAACAAUAAUGGUCGAUCCAACUGCUACUAAUGCUCGAGGUUUGAUUGAGUUUUUGUUGACACCGAUUCAUUGUUUCUUUGUUGAUAACUUGAUGCCGAUUCAUUGUUUCUUUGUUGAUUCCAAUUCGUUAUCUUCAUCGAACCAGCCAGGGUGAUCCGAUUGCCAAGUUUACAUGUCUAACUUCCGGUCAGGGCCACUUGGGAUGCAGACUGCGAAUUAUGUAGAUAUCUUUGGCAUUCUCGUUGGCCUUCGUUCCCAUGUGGAGACGUCUUACAUUAUUGAAGGAGAUUCCCUCAAUGUUGUGAAAGGGUGCAAAGGGGAUCAGAAACUUCCUUGGGAGUUGAAAUCUUUGUUAUUUCAUAUUUUGGAUCUCGCCUCCUUUUCUGUCUUUUUUGUUCAUCUGUAUAGGGCGACUAAUGUGCUAACUGAUUCCCUGGCCAAAGGACGUUCUACCCUCUCUGAAGCCAUUAUUUUGGAUUCUGUAAUCUCGUUCUAG
Amborella trichopoda is the source of this 530-nucleotide messenger RNA. The record is from RefSeq and is a predicted model, not a curated record. Lineage: Eukaryota; Viridiplantae; Streptophyta; Magnoliopsida; Amborellales; Amborellaceae.